AUGGAAGCACAAAGAACCAGCAGAAAUUUGCUAGAAAGUGAUGAAUUUUUGUUUGUUACUUACAGCAAUGAAGAAGCUUUCAGAUGUUUAUUUGCAGUAGUCAAAUUAGAAUCCUUAGGGCAAACAAUUUCUGUAGACUUCACUUCAAGAAAUGAUUUCAAUCAGAAGUCUUCUCUAAAAGCAUCUAAACACGAAGCUUUUUUCCAUCUCUCUAUAUAA
Clunio marinus is the source of this 219-nucleotide messenger RNA. NCBI's taxonomy places the organism in Eukaryota, Metazoa, Arthropoda, Insecta, Diptera, Chironomidae. The record is from the annotation of a GenBank genome assembly.